Messenger RNA from Salvelinus sp. IW2-2015, 3710 nucleotides. RefSeq names its product protein spire homolog 1-like. The record is from RefSeq and is a predicted model, not a curated record. NCBI's taxonomy places the organism in Eukaryota, Metazoa, Chordata, Actinopteri, Salmoniformes, Salmonidae. Gene Ontology annotation, biological process: establishment of meiotic spindle localization; polar body extrusion after meiotic divisions; actin nucleation. Gene Ontology annotation, cellular component: cytoplasmic vesicle membrane; cell cortex. Gene Ontology annotation, molecular function: actin binding.
CUUCUCAGGUCGGGAGGAUAGCCCACCAUCUGUUCCCCUGGACCCCCCUCCUCCUCCACUCCCCUCCUUCCACCCUCCACCCCUUAUGGAGCUCCUACCCUGUCGAGGUGUUUGUCUUGGGCAUGGUGUGGUCUGCCCUGUCUGCUCUGUGCAGGGGAAGAAAGCCUGUCAAGGAGGAGUUCUGUUUCCCAGUAGAAUGCUUAUCCCUGACGGUGGAAGAGGUGAUGCACAUCAGACAGGUGCUGGUCAAAGCAGACCUGGAGAAGUUCCAACAAUACAAGGACGUGUACAACGCUAUGAAGAAGGGAAAGCUUUGCUUCUGUUGCCGAUCCAAAAGGUUUUCCUUGUUCACCUGGUCCUACACCUGCCAGUUCUGCAAAAGGCCUGUGUGUUCACAGUGCUGUCAAAAAAUGAGGCUGCCCUCCAAGCCCUAUGCCAACCUGCCCAUCUAUUCCCUGGGCUCUACCACCACUCUACCCAGGGACCGGGUAGCAGCCCUGGGGAAAGCUGCCAGUAUAGCUGGUCCAGCAGCAGCAGUUUCAGCAGGAAAAGGAAAAGCAGCAGCCUCAGCAGCAGCAGCAGGACCAAGCAGAGAAGCAGCAGCCUCAGCAGCAGCAGCAGGACCAAGCAGAGAAGCAGCAGCCCCCAAGCCUGAGAAGCCCUCUACCAGCCACCAUCGCCUCAGCCUUCAGAAGACCAUGUCCAAGUUGACUAAGCACGGUAGUCUGGAGAAGUCCCAKUCCCGUGACGAGGUGGAGCUCCCAGCGGAGCUGACGSAGGACUGGAGCACCAUGGAAGUGUGYGUGGACUGCAAGAAGUUCAUCCACGACAUCAUCUCCUCCAGCAAGCACAGCCUCUCCCUGGCCACCAAGCGGGCGCGCUUAAAACGCAAAACCCAGUCCUUCUACAUGUCGUCCCCCAAAGGAGCUGAUUACCGACCCUCGGAAAGAACAAUCAACGAGGUCUAGACUCUCCCCUCGUCAUUGUCUACCUUCUCCACUGUCUUCUAGCURCUYCCAGRACUUAUGGCACAAUACAGAACUCUGACUGACUGGGUUUUGAUCUGGAUGACCGUGCUGCGAUCCGGCCUAUACCAGUAGACGUGUCUAGUUUAGUCUGUCUGUCGAUGCUGUCAGAGCGGGCUGUGGACCUUUACUUUUCCUUGGAGGAAUGUGGACUGUGUAGUCAGUGCUUGUUGCUAUGUCCUCUGAUCGUCACAUACAGUACCAGUACUUUCAGACAAAAGGAUACUAGUCCAUUUUUAUACAAUAUUUUGCUCAGUAAUGUAAAUGUUCCCAUAAUGUUCUGCCAUAGAGAGGUGGUUAUGGACACUAAAUGAUCAAAUGUAAAGUAUGAGGUAGUGUAAAUAUUCAAAGUGGUAUGGCCUCAAUCACCCCCUAUACUGGCACAAUUGGUGGAAUGUGGUAGGAGCUACUCGCCCACCGGAAAAUCAAUGAGCACAAGGCAAAAUAACGCUCCAUAUUUGAAUUCCUCAGGCUGUGGUAUUCUAUUGUAGGAGAGUAGGUGUGAUGCUAACAACACAAGUCACAUACUGAGAGCUGUGAACACCUUAAAGUGGAGACAAUAUGAGACAAAAGCAACAAACGAUUGGAUGAUGACUUGAAAGGAUAUGAAACUGUAGAUGUUUUUUUACAAGUUAUAAUUUUCUAUGGUAUGGUAUACAUGUGUACAUAUGGUUCGGCUUAGAGUCAGGUGGUUUGUGAUGAAAAGUUGUCUCCCCCUUUUUACUCUUCUUGACAUGUUCAGGUUAUUUUUAGCUGACGGUACAAUAAUGAGUUAUGCUCAUUGAUGUUCUCUGGGUUCUGAGCGGUCUUGAUGAAGCAUCAUUUUACCAUAAAGAAUAACAGGUAAACAAACAGCGUGUCACUUUGCUCAAAGUUGGAUCAUACCCAUGAAGGUAGCCCAAACCUCUCACCUGUCUCCGUAGGCGUAGGGUCUACAGGAAUGUCAUGUGUCAGCGUUAGUGCCAAAAGAUUCCCUUCUGUCUAAACCAUAAUAUAAAACCCAAAUAAGUAUUUUUUUCUGGUGUAAAUACUCAUUGACCUCGCUAUAGAUCGCCAUCGCAGCUCCCGAUUAGAGCAUGCUUCUCCAAAAGACGUCAGACUACUGAAUAUACUAACCAUAGAAAUAGAACGAAUAGAACGGGCGUCCCCAUUCAAGUCAAUGAUGGCAUAAUGGGUGGACUGGCAGCCAUUUUGAGUGUACCCAUGCCUAGGUCACAAAUAUAUAGGUUAAGACAACGUCGUCAUAAAUCUGGGAACAGUGCCGUUGCUAACUACCAUUGUUGUAUAUUAUUAUGGGAUAUUAGAAUCCUGUUGUCUUAACCUUUGUCAUCUUCAACCUAGACCCAUGCCAGGAAGUAAAAUCAGGAUGUGUACCCUUCAUACUGUGCUGUGAUGUUGUGUUGAGUCAACUCAACUGACAUUACAAAAAAAUGUAUUCCAUUGCUUGAGUCACAUCAGUUAGCUUCAUUUGAAUGAACAGUCUUCAUUACCAUGGCAAUCCAGCAUCAGUUGAUAGAACAUUCCAAAUAACCAUGGAAAUUAUCACAUCGCAAUACCAGUCAUGGUAUUGUACAUGGAGUGUACAGAUGAGUUUACCAGUCAAGUUUCCAGAGUUAGCACUUCCAAGCCUGUUCUAUUCAUUCUAUUUCAAUGAUACUAACGCUAUGACAUGAUGAAGGAACAGUAUUGACACAGUAUUUGUCACUGGUAGUUGAACACACGCGAUAUCAUUGAGCAGGUACAGUAAUUGUGCUAGAUAAUCAUAACAAAAGCAGACACAAACAGUAGAAAUCACUUUUUGUCAAUAUUUUGUAUAGCCUGUGCCCCCAAAAAUCAUCUAGUCUGUCCCAGUAACAAGCAUGCGCCCCCAGAAAUAUAUGCAUAUAUGAAAUGAUCUCAAAUUGUCUUUCUUUGCUUUACAAUAGUUAUGGUAUGAUUUAACAUGCUUAAAACCACCCUCUGUUUUAUUGUAUAGGCAGCAAAGWAUGGUAUUACACGCUACUCUCAUGUUCAACUCAAAGCCUCAAAAUAAUGCAUUCAUGAAUUUGUAUAUCAGUUGUGUGUGACUGUGGUGUGUCUUAACCAUACAGUUUGUCUCUAAACCAGAAGCAGAAGCAUAUUUCGGGAGCCAGGAAUCAGGAUGUAUGUAUAUUAAAAUGUCUAUUACAAAUGAAGUCUUGUUCCUUAUAUUUCUGCCUUAAAUACACUGCCUUCUUCUCUCAUCAUUAACAUAUUAUUGUUGUGACAUAUUGAAUCCACAGUGACUCAGCAUUCUGUAUGUAAAUAUUAUUUAUAGUAAUGUCCGUCCAUAGAGCAGGUCUGUGUUUCCUUGACAACUUACUUCACGACUAAAAUCAUUUAGACUUGGGGCUAUUAACUUAGUCUAGAUCCAAACWAAAUUGCUCUGUUUGGUAAAGUGAAACAGAACUAUUCAGUUGGGAUCCAGGCUUCUAUUAACUAGCUUAGAGAUUGUUUCUCACAAAACAAGUCAUUGCAGGACAAAAUAUGGACUAUAAUAAGUAGAGGUGUGGUACAUAAAAGAAAGCCCAAAAUGUGACAGCAACAUGCAUGUACUGCUGUGUAGCUUGUAUCUUUAAUCUGUUCAAACCUUCCAGAUGUAACUCCCUCCCAGAGAGUUGAAGAAAUGAUGACAAAGAAUAAUAAAAAUGUAAUGCAAUACCUUUA